AUGACACUAGCGGAAAUGCAGAACGGACUAGCGCGCAAAUCGGGCAGCUUCUCAAAACCGCCUUGGAAUGGCAACAAAAAGGGCGACAACAACAGCCAUUCAACAAUCACCGGACAACAGAGUGGCCCUGCUCCGGGAGGAAGGAGAGGAGUGCUGCUGAUGAAGAAGGCCAUGAAGUGGUACGCCCAGAGGGUGGUGAACGUGAAGGGGAAGCGAGAAGGUGCCAAGGAAAGCCUCUCUCGCGACCAGAUUACCGUCCUGAGAAGUGAAGCACUCGGCCUACUCAAGACUGAUUACAUCAUUUACGAGGAGCAAAAGAACUCGAAGCAAAGCGACGACCACGAAUGGAUUCGCACCGUCCUAUCAAGUGGCACCGUCAGCGACAAACUGGCCGCCCAUACCGUCCUCCUGCAGGAGUCGCCGGUGCACAACCUCCGCUCCGUGGAGAGCCUGCUGCGCUUCGUCAACACCAAGGGCAAGCGGGAGUGCGUCAUGGCGAUUGACAACCUGCGCGACCUCUUCAUCGGCGACCUGCUCAUUCCCAAGGAGAAGCUGCACACCUUCGAGGAGCUGGUCGGCGCGGUCGAGCCCAAGUGGCUCCUCACUCCAGGCGGUAAACCUGGCGAGCGAGAGCGCUUUUUGGUGAUUUCGCACGUGGAGGACCAGAUUCGCUCGCUGUACAAGAAGUUCAUCGACGCGCUGAUCACCGUCAGCCACGACAGCCUCGAGGCGCUGAAGAUGAAGUCGCUCAAGACGAUGUUCGAUCUCUUUGUCAACAACCCCGAGCAGGAGAAGUACCUGCUCUCGUGCAUGAUCAACAAGCUCGGCGACCCCACAGCCAAAAUUGCUUCUCAAACAGCGCAUCUCCUCUCGCAGAUCAUCUCCCAGCACCACCCACAGAUGAAGUUGAUCGUGGUCAAAGAGGUGGAGCGGCUCAUCUUCCGGCCUCACAUCAGCCCCCGAACCGAGUACUACUGCCUCUGCUUCCUCUCCGAAAUGGUCUUCACGGCGGCAGUGGACACCGAGCUGGCCAACGCCAUGAUCAACAUCUACUUCACCGUCUUCAACAAGUGCAUCAAAGAGGGGGAGAUCAACAACCGGACGAUGUCGACGCUGCUGACCGGCGUCUCGCGCGCCUUUCCCUACUCCAAGCUGGAGCUGGACUACCUGCAGAAGUACCUGACCACCUUCUACAAGAUCCUCCACUACGUGAACCUGAACACGGGCAUUCAGACGCUGUCGCUCAUCUUCAACCUGGUCAACUUCAAUGAGAGCGGCUCGCUGACGGACCACUUCUACAGUACACUGUACCGCUUCAUCGCCAAUCCCGAGGUGGACCACUGUGCGAAGAGCAACCUCCUCCUCAACCUCGUCUACCGCUCCAUCAAGAAGGACUCCGUCAACAAGCGGGUGCGCGCCUUUGUGAAGCGUCUCUUUCAGGUGGCCAUUCUCUCCUCGUCCGCCUUUGUCAUCAGCAUUCUGGUGCUCGUCUCGGAGACGCUCAAGACAAAGACGGGCUUCAAGUUGGAGGCUAAUGUGCUCGCUGGUGCUGGUGGAAACCAUACCGGUGAGGAGCACCGGCCUGCACCUGAAGCAGACAAUGGAAACAAAGGGGACGAAGACGACGACGACGACUUGGAGGUCUACUACGACGUCGAUGAGGACGGGAAGCCGAGGAAGCCACAGAAGACAUCUGCUGCCUCCAGUGGUUCGUGGGUUUACCUGAAGCAGCAGACCGCAGAGAACACGCAAAAGCAACAACAACAACAACCACAGCAAAACGACACCACCGCCGUGGACGGCGGUCAAAAGCCGUCAACAUCAAAGUCGGUAGAGCACUACGACAUUGACGCCCGCAAUCCGCAGUACUGCAACGCCGACCGCGAGGAGCUGUGGGAGCUGGCGCUGAUCAGCGCCCACUUUCACCCCACCGCUCGCCUCUUUGCCGAGCAGAUUCGCAGCGGCGUGCCGGUGGAGUACGACGGCAAUCCGCUGGACGACUUCACUGUGAAGCGCUUCCUCGACCGCUUCGUCUUUCGCAAUCCAAAGACCAGCGUGAAGAACACCAAGGCCGGGGAGACGUCGGUGAAGACGCGCGUCUUUGGCCGGAGAGAGCCGGGCUCUAAGAUUUUAGGUGGCGUUGGAGAAAAAGAACUUCUAGAGCAGCCUGCAGCGGCAGUGCCCGCCGACCAGCAGUUCAUCUACCGUUUCCUCCAGCAGAAGAAGGCGCUGAAGUUGAAGGCCCGUCGUGAGGGCGAGGCGGGCGACGGCGACGACAGCGACAUUGAAAGUGUCACCAGCUUGGAGUUUAAUGACCUGCUCGACAACUACGAGAGCUACACGCAGGCGGAUGAGGGUGGAGCAGAGGUGGAGGAGAUUGACUUUGCCAAAAAUUAUCAGCAAAAUUCGGGCGGCAAAGAGGGGAAGAAGGGAAAGAAGACGAAAAAAGGAGAGGAUGAGGAUGAGAUCGACGACGAAGACGCCGACUUUGAUGAGGAGUUUGAUGAGGACGACUUUGGCGGGGAUGAGGACUUUAUGGACGAUGAUGAGGAUGAUCUGAUGGAGCUCAGCGAUGAUGAUCCGGCUGAAGACGGUGAUUUUGGCGAAGAUGAUGAUGAUGACGAUGACGACGACUUUGCCGACCUCAGCGACCUAAACCGGGGCAGAAAAGGCGCAAACAAGGCGCGCAAUGCGGCGCCCUUUGCCGGCAAGAAGGGCUUCAGCAAGAUCACCAAUGACCUCUUUGCUGACGCAGAGGAGUUCUCGCACAUUCUCGAGCAGAACGAGGAGUCCGACUCGGACUUUGAUGAGCUGGAGGAGAGUGGCGGCGGCGGUGGUGGCGCUGAAGGGGGUAAAAAAUCCUCUAAGAAGGGCAAAAAUAAGAAGGGUGACGGCGGAAAGAAGCGCAAAGGAGGUCGGCCUAGNGAUGGUGAUCAGAUGGAGUUCAGCGAUAAUGAUGCGGCUGAAGACAGUGAUUUUGGCAAAGAUGAUGAAGACGAUGAUGACGACUUUGCCGACCUAAACCGUGGCAGAAAGGGCGCUAACAAGGCGCGCAAUGCGGCGCCCUUUGCCGGCAAGAAGGGCUUCAGCAAGAUCACCAAUGACCUCUUUGCCGACGCAGAGGAGUUCUCGCACAUUCUCGAGCAGAACGAGGAGUCCGACUCGGAUUUUGAUGAGCUGGAGGAGAGUGGUGGCGGCGGUGGUGGCGCUGAAGGGGGUAAAAAAUUCUCUAAGAAGGGUAAAAAUAAGAAGGGUGACGGCGGAAAGAAGCGCAAAGGAGGUCGGCCUAGUCUGGGGCGAAAGGCGGCAAUGCGCCGGAAGAAGCCCAGACUGUCGCCGGAUGAUUUGUAA
Messenger RNA from Rhagoletis zephyria (snowberry fruit fly), 3351 nucleotides. The record is from RefSeq and is a predicted model, not a curated record. NCBI's taxonomy places the organism in Eukaryota, Metazoa, Arthropoda, Insecta, Diptera, Tephritidae.